This is a messenger RNA of Pararge aegeria (speckled wood butterfly), 5880 nucleotides long. It is a transcript of the gene Sec24CD, whose product is annotated as protein transport protein Sec24C-like. NCBI's taxonomy places the organism in Eukaryota, Metazoa, Arthropoda, Insecta, Lepidoptera, Nymphalidae. Gene Ontology annotation, molecular function: SNARE binding; zinc ion binding. Gene Ontology annotation, cellular component: endoplasmic reticulum exit site; COPII vesicle coat. Gene Ontology annotation, biological process: intracellular protein transport; endoplasmic reticulum to Golgi vesicle-mediated transport; COPII-coated vesicle cargo loading. The record is from RefSeq and is a predicted model, not a curated record.
AACACUAUAAGAAUACGUGGCCCGUGAUUCCUUGCAAUAGAUGUGUGUGUGUUGUUUAUAUUUUUUAUUGUCUAAUUUCGUAAAAAAAUAACCGAAAAACAAUAAUUAAGCUUCGCUCAAGAUGAUGAAUCCACAGUACCCACCACCUGGGCAAAACAAUAAUGCUCCAAGCAAUCCUUUGGGCUUCCCACCAUCUCAAGACUACAAUGGUGUCCAUAACGCGAAUGUGUAUAGCCAAUCACCUAACGGGCCACUGGAUAUGUCCAGAAAGAUGCAGAACAUGGACAUAAAUGGACCACAAGGGCAAACUCAAGGCCAAGGGUUUCCCAAUAUCCCUGUAUCUCAGCUGCCACCUGGUCAAAACCCUCCUAACUUUCCUCCAACAUCCAAUUACUCUGGCCAAUUGCCUCCAGGAGCCAAACCUUUUCAAGGUAGGCCUCCAGUAAGCAGCAAUCAGCAAUUCCCCCCUACCAUUAAUCAAAAUGUGCUUCCUCCUUCUUCAGCACCUGGUCCAGGCCCUCAGCCAAGUUUUGGCCAAUCUAACCAACCUGGGCAAUUUCCUCCAACUUCAGGUAGUGCCAAAUUUCAAGAGCCCCCUGGGCCUCAAAGACCUGGUCAACCCGAACAGCCUGGUAUGCCUCCUCAAAUGGGUGGCUCACAGCAGGGAUUCCAAGGCCCUCAACCUGGUCAAAUGAGAGGCCCUAGUCAACCAGGGAUGCAACAACCUUCUGCUCAAGGGUUUCCUCCCGGACCUGGUCGUGGACCUCAAGGACCUCCUCAAAUGCCUGGUCAAGGCCCUCCAUCAGAACCAGCCCCUAAUCAAGGCCAAUCUCAACAAAUGGCGGGCCCUCCCGGUGGAUUUUCACAAGCUGGGCCAAUGCCUAGCCAACCGGGACCUCCUCAGCCUUUGCAACAGGCAAAAUUACCACCUGGACCUGGAGGUGUACCUACCCAGCCUAGUAUGCAACAGGCUGGUCAGUUCAGGCCACAGUCUGGUUUUCCGCCGCAGCAAACUACAAACCAAUCUGGUGCGCCACCUGGCUUACCUCAAUCUGGUCAGCCAUCUCAGCCUGGCUUUAAUCAGCCCGGUAUACCACCUCAACCAGGCCAAAUGGGCCAGCGUCAACCUGGUUUACCUCCACACCCUAGCCAAGCUGCUCAAUCUGGAUUACCACCUCAACCAGGACAAAUGCCUGGGUUACCCCCUCAGCCAGGUCAAAUGCCAGGCUUAAAACAGCCAGGUCUGCCGGCACAACCUGGCAUGCCACAACCUGGAUUACCACCUCAGCAUGGUAUGCCGCAGAUGCCCGGAAUGCAACAUCAGGCGGGCAUGCCACAUCAGCAUGGCAUGCCGCCUCAGCCUGGUAUACCACAACCCGGAUUACCACCUCAGCCUGGUAUGCCUCAGCAGCCUGGCAUGCAACAUCAGCCUGGCAUGCCCCAACCUGGUCUACCCCCACAACCGGGCAUGCAACAGCCUGGCUUGCCGCCUCAGCCAGGAAUGCCACCAAACUCUCAGUACAAUCAGCAUCAACCAAUGCCUGGGCUUCCACAUAUGCCACCACCAUUAAACCAGCAGAUGCAGUACCAAACUCCCCCGGGAAGUCAGCCUGGAUAUGGGGCCCCUGCACAGCAACAUGCAGGUUAUCCUGGUAUGCCGGGACAGCCUCCACAGCCAAUGGCCGCUCAAGGCUACGCGCCCUUCCCGGCACAGCAGCCCAGCUACAACUCGCAGUACCAGCAGCCACAGCAGAAGAGACUCGACCCUGACCAAAUGCCGAGUCCGAUCCAGGUGAUGGCAGAUGACCAGCAGAACCGCGGGGGAGUGUUCGUGACUAACGACAAGGGUCUGGUGCCACCGCUAGUCACCACCGACUUCGUUGUAGACGACAAGGGAAAUGCCAGUCCAAGGUAUAUAAGGAGUUCCAUGUACAGCGUGCCGGUUACAGCCGAUCUCCUGAAGCAGACCACGAUGCCAUUCUGCUUAGUUGUCUCCCCGCUGGCGGAGCCGGUGGGCGCGGAGGCCGAGCCGCCGCUGCUGGACUUCGCGGCGCUGACGGGCGCGGCCGGCAUGGGCCCCGUGCGCUGCUGUCGCUGCAAGGCCUACAUGUGCCCCAACAUGAAGUUCCUGGACGCGGCGCGCCACUUCAAGUGCGCCUUCUGCAAGGCCACCUCCGAGGUGCCAAUGGAGUACACGCAAUACGUCAACAGUAUGCAGCAGUACGGCCGCCUGCCCGCUGAAAUGGCGCUCGGGACUUACGAAAUUGUCGCUACCAAAGAAUACUGUCGGAAUAACACGUUACCAAACCCACCUGCCGUCGUGUUCGUGAUCGACGUCUCCUACAACGCGAUCAAGAACGGCCUAGUGCAAACAAUAUGUGACAACAUUAUGGAUAUCAUCGAGGCGAUGCCGAAAGACGAACAGACGGGCAAGAGUUGGACGCGCGUUGGAUUUAUCACAUACAGUACAACUGUGCACUUCUAUAAUAUUAAGGGUACGCUGGCGCAACCGCAAAUGUUAUCCGUCGGCGACGUGGGUGACAUGUUUGUGCCGCUGUUAGAAGGGUUCCUGCAGACCGCGGAGGAGAGCGGGCCAGUGCUGCAAGCUCUGCUACAGCAACUGCCGGUCAUGUUCCAGAACAAUAAGGAAACGGAAACCAUUCUGUUACCCGCUGUGCAGGCUGGUCUAGAAGCCCUCAAAGCGGCGGACACGUCCGGCCAGCUGUUGGUGUUCCACACGUCGCUGCCCACGUACAACGCGCCGGGGAAGCUGAUCAACAGAGAAGACAGGAAACUACUGGGAACGGAGAAAGAGAAGCAGAUAUUGAUGCCGCAGACGACGGCGUACAACGAGCUGGGGCAGUCGUGCUCGGCGGCGGGCGUGUGCGUGCAGCUGUUCGUGUGCAACAACGCGUACGCGGACGCGGCCACGCUGGGCCAGUUGCCGCGCCUCACGGGCGGACAGCUACACAAGUACACGUACUUCGUGGCAGACACGGACGGCGCGCGGCUCGCGUGGGAUGUGAAGCGCACGGUGACGCGGCCCACGGGCCACGACGCGGUCAUGCGCGUGCGCACGUCGACGGGAGUGCGUGCUACGGAAUUCUAUGGCCAUUUCUUCAUGUCUAACACAACUGAUGUCGAAUUGGCUGCUAUCGACUCUGACAAGGCGAUAGGAGUGGAAAUAAAGCACGACGACAAGUUGACGGCGGAGGACGGAGUGUACGUGCAAGCCGCCCUGCUGUACACGCACCGCAGCGGCCAGCGCCGCCUGCGCGUGCUCAACCUGGCGCUGGCCGUGGCGCACCAGCUGGCCGACGUGUACCGCGCCACCGAGCUUGACACCUGCAUCAACUUCCUCACUAAGCAAGCUGUCUGGGCGCUCAGGGAAGCCACUCCAAGACAAGUGAGGGAAGGGUUGACGAGUAGAUGUGCCAAAUCUCUGGCUGCCUACCGAAGACACUGCGCCUCUCCGUCGUCGGUGGGGCAGCUGGUGUUGCCGGAAUCCAUGAAACUGCUACCGCUGUAUACAAGCUGUGUGCUACGAUCAGAUGCUAUAGCGGGAGGUCAAGACAUAACGUGCGACGAUCGCUCGUGCGCGAUGUACCGCGCGCUGACGGCCGACGUGUCACUGUCGCUCGUGUACACGUAUCCACGACUGCUGCCGCUCGACGGGCUGCCGUCUGCGCCGCCGCAACCCUUGCGAGCCUCCGUCGAUAAGAUGAGCGAGAUGGGUGUAUAUUUACUGGAAAAUGGCGUCCACAUGCUAAUAUGGGUGGGAUCGCAGGCGUCCAGCGAGUGGGUGAGCGAGGUGUUUGGGGUGGCGUCGCCGCAGCACGUCGACACGCACGUGUGCGAGUUGCCCGAACUCGACAACCCCACGAGCGUCGCUGUCAGAGACCUCGUGCUCCAAACGAGGAUCAAAAGAAAGAAUGCAAUGAGGCUAACGGUGAUGCGCCAGCACGACAAGCUGGAGACGGUGUUGCGCCACUUCCUGGUGGAGGACCGCGGUCGACGGCAGCUCCUCCUACGUCGACUACCUGUGCCACAUACACAAGGAGAUCCGCGCGCUUCUAUAGCACCCGCUGUACUGACUUGCCGACACGCGAAACCACUUUUACGGGCUCAAUUCCAACCGCCAUCCCCGGCCUUUGGAGUUCACCGCUGCACAGCUAGCGUGGGCGGGAGACAAUCGUAGAUUGUUCAACGAGGGGUUAAAGCGACAUUGCUUCACUUUAAGGGCGCCGGGAUAAAUCCCGAGUGUAGCGACGGUUUAGGGGCGCCCAAAACGAAGGCAGCUUUAACUCCGAGUUGAAUGAUCUACUUUUCACACCACGCGAUGCAAAAUCAAACUUUGGUGCGAUUCAAGUCUAUACUCUAUGGUUCGCGAUACACAGGCUCUGGUGAGUGACAGGGACGCCAUCAUACGUUAGAGCGAGAUAGCAAUAUUAGAAAAAUAGAUCUUAUUCAGAUACGCCUUAAGAUACAUUCCUUACCCGCUAAGCCUAUAGGAUGUAUCGAGGUACUCGACCUUUAAAUACUAGGCUAUUUAAUACGACAGCGUCGAGCGAGUGGUGUGAACAAACUAUAUCCCCCGAUUAUAUCCCCUGACAAGGCAUAUAUUUAACGCUUCCACCUGCCAAAGUUAGGCAACUGGGAAUAGGACCAGUUUACUCCCGUUUAUUAUUUCUCAAUUUUAUUAUAUGGAUAUUAUUUCCACACGUGCGCUAAUUCUAAGAGAGUUGAAAAAAGCUGUGAAUCCCAUCCUCUCCCCGGGAAGGAAAUGGUCUCCUGUCCCACGCUGCAUUUUCACCCCGGGGAGAGGAUAAGAGGACAAAAAGCUUUUGUCAAUUCUCCGUGCAUAACCAAAAUAGUUUACGCGAAAUCGGCAAAAAAAUUAACGCACAGAUUUAAGAUCCUCCAUCUUUUUAUAAGUGAGCUAAUCAUAUUAUUGCGUUACGGUCAUUUUCUUUACUAAAUCUAACGGUAAUAUCUUGAUAAGUCGCUAAGCAAUGUUGUUAUUUGUUUAAAAUUGUAUGGAUAUUGUUUGACAAUAACAACGUUACUAUAUCAUUAUUAUAAAAAUUAUUAUGAUAUUUUUUUAUUCCUGAGUAAUGUUAGCUUGCCCUAGUAUAGAUUUGUUCUUCUUGUUUGUAAAUAAAAAACCGGUAGUACACAAUUAGCGACUCUAACGUGAUUGAUAUUAAGUGUAUUUUGGUAUGAAGAUGAAUAUUUCAAUAUGAAGCGAAAUUUUAUGCUUAUUUUUAAACUAAAAGAAAGAAACGCCUUUAUCAAUCAGCUUUAAAGUCAAAGUCAAAGUCAAAAAUAUCUACAUUUAAGUAGGCCCAUAGAUGGCACUUAUGAUGAGUACAUUAAAUGAAGACCAUAUUAGUGAGAUGAUGGCGAUAACCCUUUUCUUCACCCACCGCUGCGUGAAGAAGACCAUGACGAGAGCCAUGUUGACGGAUCGUUAAUAAACAAUUCCUGGUUGAUAUAAAAAACUGUGCUUUCACGUCAAAGUAAAUUGAAAGUUAUUUUACUUAUUUUAGAGUUGCUAAUCCUACCAACUCUAUUGAGAGAGCUGCCUUAAUAUUUGUUGUCGAAUUUGAGCUUUAACAUAAGGUUGAUAAGUUCCAGUUUACGCUGCCACUACAGUGUUUUGAUAUGCGUAAACAGAGUAAUAAAUCUUGUAAGAGUACAGACCAAAGUCCCCGUUGUCCUGGAGUAAGGUGCAAUACGAUUCCAAGGUGCAUAGUGAUAAUUCAAAUGUAAGAGAAACAGUCCCUAAAAGUAGUGUCACGUUAAAACAAGUGCCUUACUACGAACGCUUAAAUUAUUAUUAUUUUAAUAUUGCUGAUGUUUUGUUUCUGAAUUAUAAUA